AUGAACCGGGAUGCAGCAGUUUUAGGACCGGCCCCCGUGCCAAAACAAUUUGUCCUGUGUUUCGAUGGCACUGGAAACAAAUUUGCCGGGGAUAAGUCGGACAGUAAUGUUCUGAAGAUUUUUCGAAUGCUUGAUCGCAGCGAAAGUCAUCAAUUUCAUUAUUACCAGCCAGGGAUUGGAACUUAUGUAACGUCCAAGUCCCUUUCCAGUUCCGGCCGAUUCCACCGGAUCAGGUCCGCAUAUCUGAAAGCAAAGGACUCCGCUGUCGGAUCCUCCUUUGCUGAUCAUGUCAUGGGCGGAUACAAGUUCCUCAUGCGUUAUUAUAACCCUGGGGAUGAGAUUUCCUUCAUAGGCUUCAGUCGAGGUGCCUAUAUUGCUCGCUUCCUUGCGGAAAUGCUGGAUUCCAUCGGCUUGCUCGAGGCUGGCAAUGAGGAACUCGUCCGAUUUGCGUGGAAGACCUUUGCCAAGUGGCAGAUGAGGCGUGAUACCCAUAAAGAUACCGAUAAAACGAAUAAACUGUUCAAUUACAUGGUGGCCUUCCGUGAGACGUUCUGUCGACCAAUUACCCCCAGAAUUAAGUUCAUGGGACUGUUUGAUACUGUCAAUAGUGUGCCUGCAUUUGAGUCCGCGUGGAUGCAAAGAAGCAAGUUCCCCUAUACGGCCCGCAGUUCAGCCAAGGUCAUUCGACAUGCAGUGGGGAUCGAUGAGCGGCGUGCCAAGUUUAGGCAGGACCUAAUCUCCGAGAUCAAACCGUGCUGUGAGGAAAAAAAGUCCACCUACUGGAAAGACCAUUGGCCUCGGUUUCACCGUUCACCAAAAAAGUCCUCCGCCCCAAAAAAGUCCCCUGGUCUCCCCCAAAUCGUCCUCAACGGAGGUAAUAACGAGGAUAGCCCCUUCCAGCAGAGGCCCGGGGAGACUGAAUCUGUACACCACAGUGUGCGAAGCUCAAACCAGAGUGUAUACAGCACAAGCCAUCGAUAUCGUGCACGACGACGACGCUCCCAAAGAAAGCUCAGCCUGGCUGUCCCAAUGGCAGCUGCAUCCACAGAGGAUGUAGCAUCUAUCAAGAGUGAGUACUCGGGCCUCUCGCUUCAAGUACCACAAGAACGUAUUGGGGGAGAGGAUUACGACGAGGAUGAGGAUAGCCCCCAGGACAUUCAGGAGGUAUGGUUUCCCGGAGGUCACGCAGAUAUCGGCGGAGGAUGGCAACAGGAGGAGGACGCAUGGCCACUCAGUCACGCACCGUUGGUUUGGAUGGUUCAGGAGGCCCGGCGCGCUGGGCUCCAAUUCGAUCCUUCGAAGAUGGAGCACUUUGAAUGUCUAGAGGAAUAUGAUGAGGAUUACUCGCCUAUUCGUGAAAACAUCCACUGGAACCCGGAUAUCAGUGUGGGUCAAGAUGGCCAUCCGUUAAUGCCAAUUCCAAGUCAGCAACUGGCAACUCAAGUCGCCGCCGUUUAUGGGGAGGGGAUUCAGAUGGAAUCAGCAAUCGGAUCUAGCUCCACAUUUUUGAAGGCUCUCCAGGAAUCCUGUACGGCCCCAAUACAUGACUGUCUGGAAUUCGGCAGUGGCAUAUCACAUGCAUCGGUUCUCACAUGGCGAAUGAUGGAGUACCUCCCAUUCCGUCGAAUGGAUCUGCAGAAAAAUGGGUCAUGGAAACCGAUCCGGUGGCCGCUCCCGUGCGGAGAGGUUCGUGACAUUCCAGACGAUGCUCAAAUCCAUGUAUCUGCAAUUCGUCGACUGCUUAAGGAUGAGAACUACCGCCCUGGUAACCUGAUCGUUGGAGGGGGUGGCCGUGGUAUUCGACGAGCCCCUCCAGAUAAGAAAAUUGGACAAUGGGCACUUAAAGGCCAUAAAGGCGAUAUUGUACGAGAAGUGUAUGUGGCAGUGCGGCCAGAGAAAAAGGAGCCUAAGGCUUCGACUGUUUGCAGGGAUGAGGAGCAUAAGCAUCAGUGA
This is a messenger RNA of Aspergillus oryzae RIB40, 1953 nucleotides long. RefSeq names its product T6SS phospholipase effector Tle1-like catalytic domain-containing protein. NCBI's taxonomy places the organism in Eukaryota, Fungi, Ascomycota, Eurotiomycetes, Eurotiales, Aspergillaceae. The transcript has 2 exons. Bases 1 to 1953 code for a protein of 650 amino acids. The record is from RefSeq and is a predicted model, not a curated record.